AUGUCAGCCAUAUUAGACGAAAUACAGAAGUUUCUAGUACUACCCAUUGAUUUCCCUAGUCAAAAGAGGACUUUCGAAUUACAACAAAACAUUCUACUGAUUGGAGCCAUUGCGGCAAGUAUCUAUGGUUUCCUAACACAAUCAUUAUAUAACACACUAAUUUGUUAUGGUGUGACGUUUGUUGUUACAUUACUACUAGUGGUCCCACCCUAUCCUUUCUACAAUAAACAGAAAUUGCAAUGGGUCCAACCCAAGCUUGCCACCAAUUUAUGA
Molecule: messenger RNA, 273 nt
Organism: Naumovozyma castellii
Lineage: Eukaryota; Fungi; Ascomycota; Saccharomycetes; Saccharomycetales; Saccharomycetaceae
Gene: SPC1
Product: signal peptidase complex subunit SPC1
Exons: 1
Coding region: 1-273 (90 amino acids)
Source: RefSeq, a predicted model, not a curated record